Molecule: messenger RNA, 672 nt
Organism: Octopus sinensis (East Asian common octopus)
Lineage: Eukaryota; Metazoa; Mollusca; Cephalopoda; Octopoda; Octopodidae
Product: zinc finger BED domain-containing protein 5-like
Exons: 2
Coding region: 1-672 (223 amino acids)
Source: RefSeq, a predicted model, not a curated record
AUGCAUUCUGAACAUGUCCAUAAGUCUGAAGAAUUUUUUAAAAGAAAAUUAGAAGAGUUUGAUAACCAAACGAAAUCGUUAAAAAAACUUGUUUCUGUCUCUUCAAAUGCUUUACUAGCAUCGUACAAAGUUUCUUACAGGAUUGCAAAAUGCAAGAAACCGCACAAUAUCGGAGAAACUCUAGUUUUGCCAGCAGCUAUCGAUAUGGUUGAAGCAAUGUUUGGCGAAUCCUAUGCAAAACAAUUACAGCAAAUACCGCUUGCUGAUAACACAGUCGCUAGAAGAAUUGAUGACAUAUCUGAAGAUCUUUGUGAUCAGUUGGUUUCUCGACUACGUAACUGUAAAUUUGCUAUACAAGUUGAUGAGGGAGCUGACAUAAAUAAAAAUGCACAUUUAAUUGCAUAUGUCAGAUAUGCUGAAGAAAAAAAUAACAUAGAAUGGAUCAAUUGUGUUGGACUUUGUACAGACGGAGCACAGUCAAUGUCAGGAAAUAAAUCUGGUCUUCAAGCUCUUGUAAAAAACAGAGCACCAGAAAUUAUCCGGACGCACUGCAUGCUGCACAGAUCAGCACUUGUCUCAAAGAAUAUGAGUCCAGAACUGAACGAUAUUUUUGCGCAAAUUACAAAAGUUAUAAACUACAUAAAACACAGUCGAAAUUUGAACGGAAUAUGA